AUGACUAUGCCCCAACGCUCGAAGACGCAGCCUCCGCCAGUUUCCACGAGCCCGACUCCGACUCCGACUCCGUCAGUCACUUCGGCUACUGGUCCAUCGUGGGCGACCGUCGGCAAGAGCGGAACCGUAGAAAAGAAUAUCUGUAUAGCACCUAGGAAGGCCGCACUACGCAAAUACGUGCUGCUCAACGCUGAUGACCAGCGGCUUGACGAAAGGCUGCCCAGACCAGACAAACCGGCCAUGGACAACCUUCACGAUCGUAUAACGAACAGAGGCAAAGUCUGUAAUGACUUCCAUCUCCUGGGCGUGUGCCGCACGCAGCACUGCCCUUUCUCACACGAGCCGAAGCUCACGGCGAUGGAGCAACUCGCGUUGAGGCACAAAGCCAGGAACAAGUUGUGCUCUUCCUAUGACGAGUGUCAGUCCUUUCUACUCCACCUUUGGUGA
Messenger RNA from Coniosporium apollinis CBS 100218, 447 nucleotides. RefSeq lists its product as uncharacterized. The transcript has a single exon. Gene Ontology annotation, molecular function: metal ion binding. Bases 1 to 447 code for a protein of 148 amino acids. NCBI's taxonomy places the organism in Eukaryota, Fungi, Ascomycota, Dothideomycetes. The record is from RefSeq and is a predicted model, not a curated record.